This is a messenger RNA of Musca vetustissima, 822 nucleotides long. Its product is annotated as elongation of very long chain fatty acids protein F-like. Gene Ontology annotation, biological process: fatty acid elongation, saturated fatty acid; fatty acid elongation, monounsaturated fatty acid; very long-chain fatty acid biosynthetic process. Gene Ontology annotation, molecular function: fatty acid elongase activity. NCBI's taxonomy places the organism in Eukaryota, Metazoa, Arthropoda, Insecta, Diptera, Muscidae. Bases 1 to 822 code for a protein of 273 amino acids. The record is from RefSeq and is a predicted model, not a curated record. Gene Ontology annotation, cellular component: endoplasmic reticulum membrane. The transcript is spliced from 5 exons.
AUGUUGAUAUUGAAAUUAAUCUAUUGGAAUUUAAAAUCGCAUUUUGAACUAGCAGGCAAUGAUCCACGAAUGCACCAUUUAUUCUUUGUGAACAGUUACCGAAAUGUAUUGUUACUUAUCGCAGCAUAUAUUGUGUUUGUAAAGAAAAUCGGUCCAGCGUUAAUGGCCAAGCGGAGACCAUUUGAAAUUAAGCGCCUAAUACAACUCUACAAUCUUGGACAAAUUCUAUUAAAUACCUAUGUUUUUAUUGGGUUUAUGCGUCACUUUCUUCCUCAUCCGGCAUACGAUUGGUUUUGCAUGAAAAUUGAUAGCGAUGAUAUAUCACCGGAAACCAUGAAUCUAUUGCAUAUAACUCAUACAUGUUAUCUGACGAAAAUUUUUGAUGUACUGGACACAAUCUUUUUCGUUAUGCGCAAGAAAAAUCGACAGAUUUCAUUUUUACAUGUCUAUCAUCAUGCCACCAUGAUAUGGGCCAGUUUUAUAUAUCAUGUAAAAUUCUUUGGAACUGCCUACACAGCAAUCGGCCAUGUCAAUUCCUUUGUUCACAUGUUAAUGUACACUUACUAUUUUCUGUCAUCGUUGGACACAAAUCUCAACUUGGAUGCAUGGAAACCUCGAAUUACCGAAAUACAAAUUAUACAAUUCUUUUACUUUUCGAUUAAAUUCGGUUUGGCCAUCAUCAAUAACACAUGCGGCAUGUCGACUGGUUGGCUAGCUGUAUUAUUUAUACAAAAUCUAUUUAUGACAUUGAUGUUUUGUAAUUUCUAUUAUAAGACGUACAUUGCUAAAUCUAAGAAAGUGAAAAAAAUGAAUGAUCAAUAA